AUGACUAUCCAGGGGUGCUCCCAAACAGGACAGACACACCUGCGGGCUCAGCUUGGUGCUGCCAAGCUGCAGGAUGGUGUGACGAGUCAGCCAGCUGCAGGACAGACACACCUGCGGGCUCAGCUUGGUGCUGCCAAGCUGCAGGAUGGUGUGACGAGUCAGCCAGCUGCAGGACAGCAUGGGCUGAAGCUGCCCUUAAGCACCGAAGGCAAGCGGAAGGGCUGGGAAGGCACCCAGUGCAACACGGCGCUGGGUUUCCUCCACAGCCCCGUGCAAAUCAAGGCCAAAGCGGGCAACAUCGCAGCUCAUCCCCGCCAAGAGAGCCCCGAUGGCCACGUAGCCCCAGGAGGGCUCAGGGGUGACUCCACGGCGUAUGUUCCUCUCUGGCCGGCAGGGACAGAUGGUGACGGUGACGUGGCUGGUCCCGUGACAGGUCCUGUGGCGGGUCCUGCUAGGGCUGCUGUGCAGGCAGUCCCCUCACUGCAUACUAGCUGGGUCCCUUUGGAGCUGCGGAAGAACGUGCACGCCCGGCGGUACCGGUACCGGGCCGUCGUCUUCCAGUCGGGAGCGGUGGUGCAGCAGCUGUGCAGCGUCUGCGUCUUCGUCCUCACCUGGUGGUACAUGGACGCCGGGAUGCUGAGCCCGCAGGGGCUUUUCGGGGCGGCCCUUGUCUCCUCCCUGCUCGGCUACGUCCUCUUCGACGCCGUGGAUGGCGGGGCCGGGCGGCGGGAGAGCGGGCGGACGCGGUGGGCCGACCUGAAGAGCACGCUGGUGUUCGCCGCCUUCACCUACGGCUUCUCGCCGGUGCUGAAGACGCUGACCGAGUCCAUCAGCACGGACACCAUCUACGCCAUGUCGUCCCUCAUGCUCCUCGGCCACCUCAUCUUCUUCGACUAUGGCGCCAAUGCUGCCAUCGUCUCCAGCACGCUCUCCCUCAACAUGGCCAUCUUUGCCUCGGUGUGCCUGGCCUCCCGCCUGCCCCGCUCCCUCCACGCCUUUGUCAUGGUCACCUUUGCCAUGCAGAUCUUUGCCCUCUGGCCCAUGCUGCAGAAGAAGCUGAAAGCCCGGACACCCCAAUGCUACGUGGGGGUGACGGUGCUCUGCCAUGGGAUGAGGCUGAAAUCAAGGAAGACCUCUCCAGGUUCCUCAUGUAGGCCUGGGCCCGGGGGGGGUCCUCUGCUGUGA
Molecule: messenger RNA, 1185 nt
Organism: Egretta garzetta (little egret)
Lineage: Eukaryota; Metazoa; Chordata; Aves; Pelecaniformes; Ardeidae
Gene: PIGC
Product: phosphatidylinositol glycan anchor biosynthesis class C
Exons: 6
Coding region: 1-1185 (394 amino acids)
Biological process (GO): GPI anchor biosynthetic process
Cellular component (GO): membrane; glycosylphosphatidylinositol-N-acetylglucosaminyltransferase (GPI-GnT) complex
Source: RefSeq, a predicted model, not a curated record